Messenger RNA from Eublepharis macularius, 1356 nucleotides. Its product is annotated as collagen alpha-1(I) chain-like. The transcript has a single exon. The record is from RefSeq and is a predicted model, not a curated record. Bases 1 to 1356 code for a protein of 451 amino acids. NCBI's taxonomy places the organism in Eukaryota, Metazoa, Chordata, Lepidosauria, Squamata, Eublepharidae.
AUGAGCGACGGGGCCGCAGCGGCCCCGCGACGCCCUCCAAGGGCUGCCGGCUCGGACCGCCGACCCUCGGCCAGGCCGUCCCGCGGAGGCAAACGCACCGCCGCCGCCAGGGGUCCCCGGCCAGGAACCUCGCGGAAGGGCGGGCGAGAGGGGGCGCCGUCGGCCCGCGGCGCUCCGCGCAGCGCCCGCCCCUCCCCUCCCCGCCUGCCUCCGGGCGUCGUGGACACGUCGCCACUGCGGCCAGGCCGCCGGCAGAGGCGCCCCGUCCGCUCCGCCCGCCGCUUUCCGGGCCGGCUUUGGGCGAGCGGCGGCGGCCAGAGGGCCCCGAGCGAGGGAGGCGUGCGGCCGCCUGGCCCGGGGCUCCCUGCGGCCGGGGGCGCUCCGCAGGUGCGGCCAGCCAGAGCCCCGCGCGCCCGCCCGCCCGCCCGCCGUGUCUCGCCUCACCUCGCCUGGCCUCGCCUGAGCGCCGCUCGCCGCCGCCUCCCUCGCCGUCCUCGCCGCGGCCGGUGCGCCUCGGGGCCCGGAGCGGAGCGGAGCAGAGGCGCCGCUGCCUGCGUGGAGUCGUGGCACUGCCGGCCCUCCUCGCCCGCCCCCCCCCCCGCUCCCCUCCCCGCCGGGGCAGGCGGCCGGCCUUCCCCGCCCCUCGCCUGGGACGGGCUUUGGAGCCGGGCCCGCCGCGCCGGGCCGGGCCGCGAAUCGCCGGGAGGGAUGAAGCGCCGCUUCGCCCUCUGGCCCAGAAGGCCCCGCAGCGCCGGCCGGGCCGGGCCGCAAGAAGGCGCGGGCGGCUCCGCCGCAGCGGCCUCCCUUCGCGAAGGCGCCGGCUGGCCGGCUCUGGCCGUCCCCGCGAGCGUCUCAGCAGAGGGCGGGGAGCCGCGCUCCGGCCGCCGGCCGCGCAGCCCUCCGGGGAGCCGGGGAGCCGGCGCAGCCUCGCCCGCCUUUCGGCGAAAAGCCCCGCGGGGCUAUAUGGAGCCUCCCUGCCCGGAGAAGCGGCAGUGGAGCCCGAGCGUGUGGGGGGGGGGGGAGGGGAGCCCCGCGGUGCCCCGCGCAGCGCCGGAGUCCGGCAGCGCCGACAGCCGAGCGGAGCAAAGCGGCGAGGGGCCCGCGGGGAGCAAGAGGGGGCGGGCGGGGGGCGCGUCUCUCAGCAGCCGCCUCUCGGCUUCCUCAGCCGCCUGCCCGGCCUGCUUCGCUCGGGAGCGGCAGAAGGAGGGAGCAGUGCCGCCCCCCCCCCCCACACGCACACCCACACCCCGCGUCUCCGGCAAGCCCGCUGCGACCCCCCCCCCCCCGCCGGGCGCCUUUUUGCCCCUCCGGGGAGCCGAAGGCGGCCUCUUGCACCCCGCCGCCCUCCGCCGUUGA